Molecule: messenger RNA, 3333 nt
Organism: Rhizopus microsporus ATCC 52813
Lineage: Eukaryota; Fungi; Mucoromycota; Mucoromycetes; Mucorales; Rhizopodaceae
Product: BRO1-domain-containing protein
Exons: 3
Coding region: 214-3333 (1039 amino acids)
Biological process (GO): protein transport to vacuole involved in ubiquitin-dependent protein catabolic process via the multivesicular body sorting pathway
Cellular component (GO): endosome
Molecular function (GO): protein binding
Source: RefSeq, a predicted model, not a curated record
CCCUCUCUCUUUUUCUCUUUCUCUUCAUGAAAUGAGUACAAAUAUUCUGCCAAGAUCAUAUGCUCUAAUAUUCUAUCAAGCAACAAAAAUUGAAAAAGCGACGCGUGCACCCUUUCUCCGUCUUUGUCUCUGUAUUCUCUCUCUGUAUGUCUUUGUGUAUCCUGUGACCUUUUUUGUAUUUUUCACUUUUUUCUUUUGUAUUAAUUGCACUUUAUGACGACACCACAAAUUCCGUUUAUUACGGCACCCUUCAAAAAGACAGAUGAUGUUGACUGGAUUCAUCCUUUAAAGAAAUAUAUCGCUCGCUUUUAUCAAGACGACCCAGAAAAAUAUAAAGAAGAAACUCAGUCUUUUAAUCGGUUACGCCAAGAUAUUCGUGGUGCAGGAAAGGACAUUACCGGAAGAGACUUGCUUUAUCGUUAUUUUGGACAGUUGGAAUUACUCGACUUGCGUUUCCCUGUUGAUGAGAAGCAUGUCAAGGUGUUAUUCAACUGGUAUGACGCUUUUAACAACAGGGCCGUUGCCCAAUAUUCUCUUGCAUUUGAAAAGGCCAGUAUCAUAUUCAACGAGGCAUCUACACUAUCAGCAAUUGCAAGUGCACAAAACCGAGCCGAGGCAGAAGGACGAAAACGAGCGUUCCACUACUUCCAGGCCUCUGCAGGAAUGUUUCAGUAUAUCAAUGACAAUUUUCUACACGCUCCUUCCGAAGACUUGAGUCGAGAGACAGUCCAAAUGUUGUGCGAGCUUAUGUUGGCGCAGGCUCACGAGUGCUUUUUGGAGAGCAGUAUUCGAGAAAAAAAGAAGGAGGGAUUGAUUGCCAAACUAGCUAGUCAUGCAGCUUGGGCCUAUGGACACCUUGUGGAUGCUGUGAAUGAUGCCAUACAGCGCGGUGUGGGCGUCGACAAGUCGUGGGUGACUAUAUGUCAAAUCAAGCAAAAGUAUUAUGCUGCAACAGCUCAGCAGCAUAAGGCUGCUGCGUGUGAGGCUGAAGCCAAGUAUGGUGAAUGUGUAGCAAGAUACUCAGCUGCUGAGUCUGCUGCCAAAGAGGCAGUCAAGUUAUCCAAUAGUCUGCCUUCACUCUUAUUGAUCUCCAACCAUGCGAAUGGAACGGUUCCUAGUGAAUGCGCAAACGCCCUUCAAGAGCUUUGCAAGACUUUGAGUGCUACAUGCACAGAAAAAGUAACAUCAGCCACUCGGGACAACGAUAUGAUUUAUCAUGAUGCAGUACCUCAAGAAUCCAUUCUGACACCGAUCGACCGUUUAAAAGCUGUCAAGACGAUUCCUAUCUCUGAACUCUAUGGACCUGACGAAAUCAAAAAGGUCAUUGGUGUUGAUUUGUUUUCGAAACUUAUUCCUAUCAGUAUUCAUGAAAGCGCUUCUUUGUAUUCUGAAGAAAAGGCCAAGUUACUUCGUUCGGAGAAUGAGCGAUGCGACCUUGCCAAGGCCGAGCUCAACACAUCCUUGGACUAUAUGAAGCUGCCAGGGUCUUUGGCAAAAUUUAAGCAGCAGACAUUGGAUAUAUAUGCUUCACCACCUACCGAAGUGAAACAAUGGGCAGAUCAGGUGGUCUUGGAGGAGCGCACCAAGUCCAUUGGUGAAUUACUAAACACGUUAAAUUCAGCGAAAUUGGAAGCAAGGCAAACCUUGGAUGAGAUCAACCUGAAUCUUGAUACAGAAAUGAGGGAUUGUGAACAAGAACGAGUCAAACAUGGUGAUCUUUGGACUCAGGCGCCCUCUGCAUCACUCACAACCGAGUUUCGUCAUGACAUCUUAAAUCAUCGUAGAAUGUUAGAAAAUGCGAACCAGUCGGACCAACAAUUGUUUGCAAAGUAUAGCUCUGUUCAGCAUCAUCUUGAUAUCCUGAAGCAACCGCAGGCCUUGGAAAAAGCGUUUACAGACACUAUCAUCAACUUAUCAAACAAAAGCAACGUUGCCUCAGACAUGAGCUUGUUGGAUGUAGAUACUGGUGUCGAGGACAACAAAAACAAGUUGAACGAGAAGGUUCAGCGAGUGGAAUCCAUUUUGGAAAAGUUGCGUAAAAUUGAAAGUGAUAGAAAUGAAACCUUCCAGGAUCUCAAAGAAAAGACAUUGCAAGAUGACAUCUCACAGUUAUUAAUUUUAAAUAAGAAGGCAAACGUAGAGCAGCAGAUUUUUGCAUCUGAACUCGAGAAAUUUAGACCACAUCAACAGCGCAUCUCUGCUACUAUCCAGCAUCAGCAGCAAGCUAUUCAAGAAUUGACUGCAGCAUUUAAGGAUUUGAUGGAGGGAACUGAGGCACAAAAACUGCACUCACAACAUGAAAAGGCAGAAAAGGCUCAAAAGAGUUUGGUGAUGGAUUUGAAAGAAGCAAAGUCUGUUUAUGAUGAAGUGAGAGAAGGAUUGGGUAAAGGGAUACAGUUUUAUCGUGGAUUGCACGACACUAUUGAUUCACUCCAACGUAACGUUCAAAGAUUUGUUAAUGAACGCACGGCAGAAAGGCGUCGCUUGAUAGAAGAAAUUGAGAGCACAAAGAGCACACGCGAGCAGACUCUAUUGAAAGAAACAUUAAACAAAUAUACUGCCCCUCCCGUGGCUCCCCAGCAGCCAUCUCAGCCUGCAAUUCUUCAGCAUCCAUCUCAGCCAGUAAUGCCUCAACAUUCGGCUCCACCAGUUGUUCCUCAGCACCCACUCCCAUCAGCAGUGCCUACAACAACACAGCUUAUAAACCAAACAAGACAAUUAUCCUUGAAUGAACCAAGCGCUCCUUAUCAGUACACACCAACGCCACCACCUAAACCUCAAGGUAUCCUUCAGCAGCAGACACCAUCUUACAGUGGAUAUGGCUACCCUCAACAACAGCAACAACAACAACCACAACAGCAGCAGCCAUCAUCUGCGGUAUAUACAUCUCCUGUUUAUACGCCUGUAGUUUCUAAUCAGCGUCCUGCCUACAAUGGUCAGACUAUGUAUCCAACAAAUUACGCAUCUCCUCAAGUACAGAGCUAUACCCCUACUCAGGUACCUCAACCAAACUAUAUCCCUCCUCCUACUCCCCAACAGCAACAACAACAACAGCCACAGCACCAGCAGCAUGGCUAUAUCCUUCCCCAACAACAACAACAACAACAACAAGGUUACUACUCACCUCAGCAACAAGCUUUUAUGCCACUGCAACAGCAAACCUAUCCUCAACAGCCAAUGCAAAACUUUGCUCCUCCACAAAACUUUACUCAACCUAAUUUUCAAGGACAAUAUCAUCCACAACAACAAGGAUAUCCACCUUAUCAACAACAACAACAACAACCGCCCUACGCUUCUCAAAAUAGACCACCUUCUAAUAGUCUAUUAGAUUAA